Cynoglossus semilaevis (tongue sole) is the source of this 2091-nucleotide messenger RNA. It is a transcript of the gene u2af2a, whose product is annotated as U2 small nuclear RNA auxiliary factor 2a. The record is from RefSeq and is a predicted model, not a curated record. Gene Ontology annotation, molecular function: RNA binding. The transcript has 12 exons. The coding region runs from base 486 to 1748 and encodes 420 amino acids. Lineage: Eukaryota; Metazoa; Chordata; Actinopteri; Pleuronectiformes; Cynoglossidae.
AACCCAAGCAUUCAUCAACUUCCGGUGUCACAGGAUACCAGGGAGACGGUGUGAAAAAGCGGGCAUACCGAAAAUCUUCAUUGUUAUCCUCAGGCUUGAACGAUUAAAUAACGAAUUUAUUUGACUUUAAAAGUAAGACGACUACAUCUCGCUGCUCGGCUAUUCGCUGGGAUUUGCAUCUUUUUUCAAAAGGAGUCUCAUUCAUUCGUACUCGUACUCGCUAGGAGGCUAACGGGGCUCCACACUCACAGGCCCGUCCUCUGGACUUUGCUACACUCAGCUAAGCUAACAUUAGCAGGCUAACCCAUGCGAUCACGUCUUCUUUCUUAAAGAUAUUACAAGCUGCGCCGUGUAUAGGUAGCAGAAGCAGCCGUGGGGCGCUUGGCUUCUGCGCUCUAGGUGUUCACUUUGUUGCUAGCUCGAGCUAGCCACCGCCAACUGAACAACGCAGUCACCGAAAGCGCAGCAGCCCUCGCAUCUGAGAGAUGUCGGACUUCGACGAAUUCGAAAGACAGCUAUCCGAGAACAAGCAAGUAAAUGCUUUUCCUGCAGCUGAAAGGGACAAAGAAAAUCGCCACCAUCGCCGAUCCUCCUCCCGCAGCCGCAGCAGAGAGAGGAAAAGAAGGAGCAGAGACCGGGACAGACGUAGCAGAGACCGUCGCGGGGACAGUAAGGAGCGCAGGCACAGGCGCAGCUCACCAUCCAGCUACCCACAGGACAAUGCUGGAAGUCGUUCUCCACACCGUGAGAAGAAGAAGAAGGUGAAGAAGUACUGGGAUGUUCCUCCACCUGGUUUUGAGCACAUUACUCCCAUGCAGUACAAAGCCAUGCAAGCUGCAGGCCAGAUCCCAGCCACGGCCCUCCUGCCAACGAUGACUCCAGACGGCCUGGCUGUUACCCCCACACCUGUCCCCGUUGUGGGCAGCCAGAUGACCCGACAAGCCCGGCGGCUCUAUGUUGGCAAUAUUCCCUUUGGUAUAACAGAGGAAUCCAUGAUGGACUUCUUUAACGCCCAGAUGCGGUUGGGUGGUCUGACCCAGGCCCCUGGAAACCCUGUCCUCGCAGUACAGAUUAACCAGGAUAAGAAUUUUGCCUUUCUUGAGGUGAGGUGCUGCCUGUCCGACGUGUGUGUGUGUGUACGUGUGUGUGUACGUACAGGUACAGUGGAGCCUCUAGAUACCAGCGUCCAUGUUACCAGUCUGCAACUAUUGAUACCAGGAAAUAUCUACAGACCUGCUGGUCCAGAUCUGCCUCUGACACAGUUGUCUGUCUUUCAGGCCAUUGCUGGACUGAACGGUAUGCAGCUGGGAGACAAGAAGCUCCUGGUGCAGAGAGCCAGCGUGGGCUCCAAGAACGCCACUCUGUCCAGUAUGAACCAGACUCCAGUGACGCUGCAGGUCCCAGGUCUGAACAGCUCCGUGACUCAGAUGGGGGGGCUGCCCACUGAGGUGCUGUGUCUGAUGAACAUGGUGGCUCCUGAGGAGCUGCUGGAUGACGAGGAGUACGAGGAGAUCGUGGAGGACGUCAGGGACGAGUGCAGCAAGUACGGCCAGGUGAAGAGCAUCGAGAUACCGCGACCAGUGGACGGUCUGGAGGUUCCUGGAACUGGAAAGAUCUUUGUGGAAUUCAUGUCGGUGUUCGACUCCCAGAAGGCCAUGCAGGGUCUGACAGGGAGGAAGUUCGCCAACAGGGUGGUGGUGACCAAAUACUGCGAUCCAGAUGCUUACCACCGCCGGGACUUCUGGUAGAGGGAGCAUGAAGUCAGAGGAUGUCAGGAUGUUGUUCCUCUCCCCCCUCGUCUCCUGCCUUUGUUUCCAUGACGACCACACUGGGCUCACGACUAAACUUUCAUGUAACACCUUGAACUGCUUAAACAGCUGCAGGGAGACGGUAUCAGAGAGAAGGUGUUGUUAAAAAAAGCUUCUUUUUCACUAUUACUGUGUCCUUUUUGUUUUUCUCUCUCUGGAGAAAAUGUGAUUUCUUAAAACAAUUGAAAAUCUUAAAAAACCCCAUUAGUUUAUAAAGACAGGAAGUCUCUUUCAUUUGUCCAAUUUGUUUUCAAAAUGUUGAAUAAAAAGUGAAUUUACAUGA